AUGGCGUUCGCUUCCGCCGCUUCUAUUGCGCUGGCGCCCGCCGCCACGGUCGCCUGCGUUUCGGCCAAGAACUCAGCACGAGCAGCUCCAACUGCACCUCUGGCAGUUCCGCUUUCCACAUCCUUCCGCGGGCUCCAGGUCUCUUCGACGAAGAAAUCCGCUCGGGUUACCCUUCAGCCGCUUCGCAGCAGCGUUCGAGCCAACGUGGUGACUGAGCCGGCCACCAAGAUCAACUUCCCAGUCAUCCUAGCGCCUCCUGGGGGCUCCAAAGACCUCUCCCUGCUGGGAACCGGGGUGCGGGAGAAGAAGCUGGGGCCGCUGGCAGUGAAGGUGUAUGGAGUGGGCGUGUAUGCUGAGCCGCAGCUGCUGGAUGUGCUGGCGGGCUGGAAGGGCAAGCCUGCAGACAAAGCCUUCUAUGAUGCCAUCGCCUCCACGCCGUGUGAGAAGUCCAUUGUCAUCGUGUUGGCACGCAACGUGGGGUCAGACCAGUUCUGGAACGCCCUCACAGAGGAGCUCGCCCCGCGCCUCACAGCGGCUGGCGAGGGCCUGGGUGACUUGGACGCAUUUGGGCAGCUCUUUAAGGACAGGUCACUUAAGAAGAACACAGGGGUAUACAUCACCUGGCGCCAGCCGUCUACACUGCAGGUGGCAUUUGCUGACGAUGUGACUGCUGGAGGAGCUCCCUCUGCAGCUUCUGCCACUUUUGAGUCACCUGGACUUCUUGCCGCCCUCUUUGACAUCUAUCUGGGCGGGGAGCCUGUGUCACCAUCUUUGGUGCAGAGCAUUGCUGCAAAUGCACAGUAA
Messenger RNA from Closterium sp. NIES-65, 804 nucleotides. Lineage: Eukaryota; Viridiplantae; Streptophyta; Zygnematophyceae; Desmidiales; Closteriaceae. The record is from the annotation of a GenBank genome assembly.